AGGCUGGUGGACCUGAUUCUGAGAUGCAGAGACUGUAAUGUGUCUCUGGAGACAAUAACAGCAGGACGGAGGGGGGAUUCCACCAGAUUUUGGAGAAGAAUGGGGUUAGGAACAGGGAAUGAAAGAUACACGUUGGCUUCAACCUCUGAGAAUGAGAAUAAAAAGAAGAAAAAAGGAAAGAGAGAUCAAAAAGACCUAGAAGAACUGAAGAAAGAAGUGGACCUGGAUGAUCAUAAGCUGACGCCAGAAGAGCUUCAGCGUAAAUAUGGCACUGAUCUUAUUAGGGGUUUGUCCUAUUACCGUGCCAAGGAGAUUCUUGAACGUGAUGGGCCCAACGCUCUGACCCCCCCUCCAACAACCCCAGAAUGGGUUAAGUUCUGCAAACAGCUCUUUGGGGGAUUCUGCACUCUACUGUGGAUUGGCGCUUUCCUUUGUUUUCUGGCUUACACAAUACAGGUUACUACAGAGAGUGAGCCUGUAAAUGACAAUCUGUACCUAGGUAUUGUACUUGCGGCUGUAGUGAUGAUCACAGGAUGUUUCUCAUACUAUCAAGAAGCUAAGAGUUCAAAGAUCAUGGAAUCCUUCAAGAAACUUGUUCCACAGCAAGCCCUGGUUAUUCGAGAUGGUGAGAAGAAGAGCAUUAAUGCUGAAGAUGUGGUGGUUGGUGACCUUGUGGAAGUUAAGGGUGGUGACCGAAUCCCUGCUGAUCUGCGGAUUAUUGCCGCACAGGGAUGCAAGGUGGACAACUCUUCUCUUACUGGCGAAUCUGAGCCCCAAACUCGCACCCCUCAGUUUUCCCAUGAAAAUCCUCUAGAGACAAAGAAUAUUGCUUUCCUAUCCACAAACUGCGUUGAAGGUUCUGCCACAGGUAUUGUCAUUAACACUGGUGAUCGCACUGUAAUGGGCCGCAUUGCUACCCUUGCCUCCAGCCUUGAAGUUGGACAGACCCCAAUUAACAUAGAGAUUGAGCACUUCAUCCACAUUAUCACUGGUGUGGCAUUUUUCCUGGGUGGAACCUUUUGCAUUCUUUCGCUCAUCCUUGGAUAUGGCUGGCUGGAAGCCGUAAUUUUCCUUAUUGGACUCAUUGUUGCCAAUGUGCCCGAAGGUUUACUUGCCACAGUCACUGUGUGUCUGACUCUGACUGCCAAGCGUAUGGCCAAGAAGAACUGCCUGGUGAAGAAUCUUGAAGCUGUAGAGACACUUGGUUCUACCACUACUAUUUGCUCUGACAAGACUGGAACCCUGACCCAGAACCGUAUGACUGUAGCUCACAUGUGGUUUGACAAUGAGAUCCAUGAAGCUGACACCACAGAGAACCAGAGUGGAACCUCUUUUGAUAGAAGCUCUCCUACAUGGUCAGCACUUGCUCGUGUGGCUGGCCUGUGCAACCGUGCUGUCUUCCUUGCUGACCAGGCCAAUGUUCCAGUUCUUAAGAGGGACACCACUGGUGAUGCCUCAGAAUCUGCACUACUGAAGUGUAUUGAGCUCUGCUGUGGUUCAGUGAAGGACAUGAGAGACAAACACACAAAGAUUGCUGAGAUCCCCUUCAACUCCACCAACAAAUACCAGCUUUCAAUCCACAAGAACCCCAACUCCUCAGAGACUAAGCACCUGCUGGUAAUGAAAGGAGCCCCUGAAAGAAUCCUGGACAGAUGCUCAACCAUUUUGAUUCAGGGAAAAGAGCAACCCCUGGAUGACGAAAUGAAGGAUGCUUUCCAGAACGUAUAUGUGAAACUGGGUGGCCUUGGAGAAAGAGUGCUAGGCUUCUGCCAUUUUAAUCUCCCUGAUGAUCAGUUUCCUGAGGGAUUUGGAUUUGACAGUGAAGAUGUAAACUUCCCCACUGAAAACCUGUGCUUUGUUGGCCUCAUGUCCAUGAUUGACCCUCCUCGUGCUGCAGUACCAGAUGCUGUCGCUAAAUGCAGGAGUGCUGGAAUCAAGGUUAUCAUGGUCACAGGUGACCACCCAAUCACAGCUAAAGCCAUUGCUAAGGGUGUGGGUAUCAUCUCUGAGGGCAGUGAGACUGUAGAAGAUAUUGCUGCUCGUCUGCACAUUCCUGUUGAGGAGGUUAACCCAAGGGAUGCAAAGGCCUGUGUGGUCCAUGGAGGAGAGCUUAAAAAUAUGACCCCACAGCAGCUGGAUGACAUUCUGAAGCACCACACUGAGAUAGUGUUUGCUAGAACGUCUCCUCAGCAAAAACUGAUCAUUGUGGAAGGCUGCCAGCGACUGGGUGCCAUUGUUGCUGUGACUGGUGAUGGUGUCAAUGAUUCUCCUGCUCUGAAGAAGGCUGACAUUGGUGUAGCUAUGGGUAUUGCUGGAUCUGAUGUCUCCAAACAGGCUGCUGACAUGAUUCUUCUGGAUGACAACUUUGCCUCCAUUGUGACUGGAGUAGAAGAAGGUCGUCUUAUAUUUGACAACUUGAAGAAAUCCAUCGCGUACACCCUGACCAGUAAAAUCCCUGAGAUGUCGCCCUUCCUCUUUUUCGUCAUUGCUGGCAUUCCUCUUGCUCUGGGAACUGUCACUAUUUUAUGCAUUGAUCUAGGAACUGACAUGGUGCCUGCUAUUUCUUUGGCCUAUGAAGGUCCUGAGAGUGAUAUCAUGAAGAGGCAGCCCAGAAAUGCGAAAACAGACAAAUUAGUGAAUGAAAGGCUCAUCAGUAUGGCUUAUGGUCAAAUUGGGAUGAUGCAGGCAGUAGGAGGAUUCUUCACCUACUUUGUGAUCCUUGCUGAGAAUGGAUUCCUGCCCUUGUUUUUGAUUGGACUGCGCGUAAAUUGGGAUGAUCAGUAUUGUAAUGAUUUGGAGGACAGCUAUGGCCAGCAGUGGACUUAUGAACGCAGAAAAAUUGUGGAGUACACAUGCCACACUGCAUUCUUUGUCAGUAUUGUGAUUGUGCAGUGGACUGACUUGAUCAUCUGUAAGACCAGGACGAACUCUCUCAUUCACCAGGGAAUGAAAAACAAAGUCCUCAACUUUGGCCUGCUGGAGGAGACAGCUCUGGCAGCCUUCCUGUCCUACUGCCCAGGCAUGGACGUUGCUGUUAGAAUGUACCCACUCAAACCCUGGUGGUGGUUAUGUCCUGUACCCUAUUCACUCCUCAUCUUCAUCUAUGAUGAGGUCAGAAAAUACAUCCUUCGGCGGAACCCAGGAGGUUGGAUAGAAAAAGAGACAUACUAUUAAACCACCCCUCUGUGAUCCCUCUGCUCCCCAUAAAUCCAUGGUCACAUCACAAUUUGUUCAGUGCUGAAGAUUAUACCAUAAUACAAAUGCUCAACCCAGAAAAAAUGUGUCUGAUGCAUUUAUUAUACUAUGUUCUUACACUGAAAAAAAAGCAUUUUUGUCAUAAGAGGCACAGUCAGGAUUUUAGGAUGAAUCUAAACAUCUAAACAAAAUUAGGCCACUAACCAGACGGGUAGCCUGACUGACUGUCUGUCAUGGGAAAGAUAACUUUUCCACAUAGAGUAAUGCAAAACAUCAACAGUGCCUGCAUUCAUGAAGCUUCUUAGAGUAGGAGUGCUGAUCUAUGAUCAGAUUCCUCUCUGAUUUACUAUGACUUUACUAAGGGGAACAGAUCCUAGAUCAGCGCUCCUAUUCUGAGAAGUUUUAUGAAUAAGGCCCAGACCUACAGCAUUGUGCAAAAGUUAAAGACCACCUUUUAUUUAUUAUUAGUUUUUUAAUUUCCAGUCAAAAUUGUUUUAAGUACAAGCUUGCACUAGAACAGCAAAACUGAAUAUCUGAGAUUUGGGGCUUUUAUGGACUGAUGAGUCAGAAUUUUGGAUUGUGAAUCUUGGAUUAUGAGAAACAGAAAAAGCAACCAACUUUUAUGACUGAACUUUGGAGGUGUGGAAAAAAAUCCUUUCUGAUAUCUUUGAAAAACUAAAAGCAAUUCUCCCAAAAAGAAUGAAAGCUGUAUUAAAGUCGAACCCACUAAAUGCUGGAAAAUGUGAUACUUUAUUUAGUUGUCGUGACUUCUGUGUAAUUGUCUGUUAAAUAUAUGUUUCCUGCUUUUUUUUCCUGAUGCUGAAAAGGUAUAACUUGUACUUAAUGGAAGUUCUGAGUGGA
This is a messenger RNA of Colossoma macropomum (tambaqui), 4056 nucleotides long. RefSeq names its product sodium/potassium-transporting ATPase subunit alpha-1-like. The record is from RefSeq and is a predicted model, not a curated record. Gene Ontology annotation, biological process: potassium ion import across plasma membrane; proton transmembrane transport; intracellular potassium ion homeostasis. The transcript has 22 exons. NCBI's taxonomy places the organism in Eukaryota, Metazoa, Chordata, Actinopteri, Characiformes, Serrasalmidae. Gene Ontology annotation, cellular component: membrane. Gene Ontology annotation, molecular function: ATP hydrolysis activity; P-type sodium:potassium-exchanging transporter activity; ATP binding. The coding region runs from base 100 to 3174 and encodes 1024 amino acids.